Messenger RNA from Symbiodinium pilosum, 750 nucleotides. The record is from the annotation of a GenBank genome assembly. NCBI's taxonomy places the organism in Eukaryota, Dinophyceae, Suessiales, Symbiodiniaceae.
AUGGCACACGAUGGCACGGUCUUCACCAGCAGCAUGCUCUGCUUUAUGACGGACUAUGCGCCGCCGCCUGGUCCCGAAGACGCCAUGCGCUUCCAAGCCCAGCAGCUCAUCCACCUCUUCGACCUGGUGUCCCUGAUACAAGUCUCGCAUGCAACACCUGUUGCCACAGCAAGAGCUCGCCAGGUCAUGGGCAGCCUCCAGCGUGAGGCUGACAGGCAGAUGUCAAUCAGCUUGCCAAAGAUCCUGUCCGUGGGACGCGUUGUCUUCCAAGUCGUUUGCUCUGAUCCAGCAUUCGCGUUUAAAGCGAUGGGCUCCAUGGUCGAGUUGGGAAAGGUGAUGUACCUUGGCGGAGCCUGUGCGCGGAAGGCCGAGCGGGCCGCUACCUUCAUCCAAGGGCUCUACGAGCGCAGCUGCAGGCUGAUGAAAGUCAGGGAAGCCAUGUUCCUGGAAACAGUGGGCGUGGUACAAACUGAGAUCGAGAAGCCAGGCAUUGAGCAAGACCACUUGAUUUUUGAAAUUGAAGACUAUCUCUUUGACCAUGGCGCCCUCGACCGCGAUCUACCUUUGUGCUCCGAGUUGCGCUUACUUGUACGGCCAGACAAAGCUCCAGGCCAUUUUCGACGCUUUGUAAAGGCAGUCGCUGUAGGUCUUGAAGCCUUUUUCAAGAACGGGACACCAGAGUGCCAGCAUGCUUUUGAGUUCUAUCAGGAUCUGGCCAAGGCGCAUGAGUUCGACGAUCUCGGAACCUGA